Messenger RNA from Alligator sinensis (Chinese alligator), 3415 nucleotides. It is a transcript of the gene LGR6, whose product is annotated as leucine rich repeat containing G protein-coupled receptor 6. The transcript is spliced from 18 exons. The record is from RefSeq and is a predicted model, not a curated record. Gene Ontology annotation, cellular component: membrane. Gene Ontology annotation, molecular function: protein-hormone receptor activity; protein binding. Gene Ontology annotation, biological process: G protein-coupled receptor signaling pathway. Bases 11 to 2905 code for a protein of 964 amino acids. NCBI's taxonomy places the organism in Eukaryota, Metazoa, Chordata, Crocodylia, Alligatoridae.
CUCACAGCUCAUGUGGGCUGCAGCUGUGACAAGGAUGGACAGACUGCUUUUCUGGUGCACUCUUCUGGCCUCCUCUGCCACUUUCCAGGCAGUGUCCAUGGAGCAAGGUGCUGUGCCCUCGUGCCCACCUCAGUGCCACUGUGAAGAAGAUGGCAUAAUGCUCUCAGUGGAUUGCUCAGAGCUGGGACUCUCUGAAGUCCCUGCUAACUUGAGUCCUCUAACGGCUUACCUUGAUCUGAGCAUGAACAACAUUAGCGAACUGCAACCCAACACUUUUCAUCAUAUGCGCUUCCUGGGGGAGCUGCGACUCUCUGGAAACCAGCUCUUCAGGAUCCCAGGGGAAGCCUUUUCUGGCCUCUACAGUUUGAAGAUUUUGAUGCUGCAGAACAACCAGCUCAGACGGAUCCCUGCAGAGGCACUGAGGGAUCUUCCAAACCUCCAGUCUCUACGCCUGGAUGCAAACCUUAUCUCUCUGGUGCCGGAGAAGAGCUUUGAGGGAUUGCCGUCCUUACGUCACCUGUGGCUGGAUGAUAACGCUCUGACGGAGAUCCCUGUCCAAGCUCUCAAUAACCUUCCAGCCCUGCAGGCCAUGACGCUGGCUCUCAACCAGAUCGGGCACAUUCCUGACUAUGCCUUCCAGAAUCUCAGCAGUCUCGUGGUGCUUCACCUCCACAACAACCGAAUCCAGAGCCUGGGGACCAAUGGCUUUGAAGGCCUGCACAGCCUGGAAACUUUGGACCUGAACUACAAUGAGCUUUUGGAAUUCCCUGUGGCCAUCAGGACCUUGGGCCGACUACAGGAGCUGGGUUUCCAUAACAACAACAUCAAGGCUAUUCCAGAGAAGGCAUUUGUUGGGAACCCGUUACUCCAAACCAUACAUUUUUAUGGCAAUCCUAUCCAGUUUGUUGGACAGUCCACUUUCCAGUUCUUGCCAAAGCUGCACACCCUGUCCCUAAAUGGAGCAACAGACAUCAGAGAAUUCCCAGACCUUAAAGGAACUACCAGCCUAGAAAUUUUGACCUUGACCCGGGCAGGGAUCCAUUUGCUUCCCAGAGGGAUGUGCCAGCAACUACCCAGCCUCCGAGUCCUUGAACUCUCUCACAACCAAAUAGAAGAGCUGCCCAGUUUCCACAGGUGUCAGCGGCUAGAAGAAAUUGGCCUCCAGCACAAUAGGGUCCGUGAAAUCAGAGCAGACACCUUUGGGCAGUUAAUGGCCCUGCGCUCCAUAGACCUAAGCUGGAAUUGCAUCCACUUCAUCCAUCCUGAGGCCUUUGUGACCCUCCACUCACUCACCAAGCUAGACUUGACUGACAACCGGCUGGUCACCUUGCCACUGGAUGGAUUGGGUGGCCUAACCCAUCUGAAGCUCCAAGGCAACCCUGCACUGUCUGAGCCCUUCACCAAGGAAAGCUUCCCAAAGAUGAGAGUCCUAGAGGUGCCCUACGCUUACCAGUGUUGCGCCUAUGGAGCCUGCAGCAAUUUCUUUAAGCUAUCCAAUCAGUGGGAAGCAGAAGACAUGAACCCUGAGGAUGAGGACCUCCACAAGAGGACAGUGGGAUUUUUUCCUGGUCACGCCGAUAACCACUAUGACCUAGACAUAGAUGACUUCCAGCUGGAGCUUGAGGAGUCAAAGCUGCACCCCACUGUUCAGUGCACCCCCAGCCCUGGUCCCUUCAAGCCCUGCGAUCACUUGUUUGAGAGCUGGGUCAUCCGCCUGGGUGUCUGGGCCAUUGUGCUGGUCUCAGUGCUCUGCAAUGGGCUGGUUGUCUUAGCCAUCUUCGCCUCACCUGGUUACCUCUCACCAGUCAAGUUUGUCAUUGGCUCCAUUGCUGGGGCUAACAUGCUGACAGGCAUUUACUGCAGUAUGCUGGCCUUCGUUGAUGCCCUGACAUAUGGGCAGUUUGCCAAGUACGGUGCCAGGUGGGAGACAGGUGUGGGCUGCAGGGUGACAGGGUUCAUGUCCGUGUUUGCCUCAGAGACUGCCGUCCUCCUGCUGACUCUGGCUGCUGUGCAGUGUAGCAUUUCAGUCUCUGGCAUCCAAGCAUAUGGAAAGUCACCCUCCUUCAGCAGUGUCAAGGCAGCUGCCCUGUGCUGCCUGGUGCUGGCUUCUAUGGCUGCAGCACUGCCUCUCUUCUCUGUUGGCGAAUAUGGAGCAUCUCCUCUCUGCCUCCCAUAUCCCAUCCCAGAUGGGAAAUCUUCAACUUUAGGCUUCAUGGUGGCCCUGGUAAUGAUGAACACACUCUGCUUCCUGAUCAUCACUGGCACCUACAUCUGGCUCUACUGCAACUUACUCAAAGGGGAGCUUGACACCAUCUGGGACUGUGCUAUGAUCAAGCACGUAGCCUGGUUGAUCUUCACCAACUGCCUCCUCUACUGCCCGGUGGCCUUUCUCACCUUCUCCUCCAUGCUCAACCUCUUCCUCAUCACUCCUGAGGUCAUCAAAUCUGUCCUGCUAGUGGUGCUGCCCUUGCCAGCCUGCCUGAACCCCCUGCUUUACCUGCUCUUCAAUCCCCACUUCAGAGAUGACCUGCGCCUGCUGAGACAAAAAGGCCAGGGCAAGGAAAGAUGCUCCCAGUCCUACGCCUCCGAUGACAUGGAGAAGAGCUCGUAUGACUCAACCCAAGCUCUAGUGACCUUCUCUGAUAUGGAUCAUAUGUUUGAGGCUCCUGACACCCUCAGCGUGCACCCCAUUCUGGAGACGUACAGUUUCCCCUCCAUGACUCUCAUCCCCUGUCAGCAAAGGAUGGGUGCCAGAGGAAAAGAGAGAAGCUACUCAGCCCACCAUCCCUGCCUGAAUGAUGAUGAACUGUUAAUUGCCUCAGAAAGCAGAGACCCAGCCAGCAGCAGUCUCCGGAUAGACUUCUUCCCCUCCCCACCCACGUCAUCCUAUACCUCUCACUUAUAAACCACAAAGUGGCCAUGCAAAGCAGCCCCCUGCCUGAAGAACUGAGAAGGAGCCCCAGCAUGGGGCAGCCAGCAGGGCAGGAGACAGGCUGCUUCACAUAAGGUAUCAAUACACCCCACCGUCACAUAACUGUUGUUAGCACCACCAUGGUAAGCCUGACAUUGCACAUAGAAGGGCCCUGUAUGAGCUGCCAUGCCAGAGGCUCAAGGGCUUUGAGACUGAGCCUCCUGCAUGAGUGUAAAAGGAAUCACCCUUCCCCUUGCUUGCAAAUGCAUGGGGGAACCCACUAGCAAAGGGCAUGGGUCACAGAAACUUUCCUCCCAGGGGUGCCCCAGUCAUGGCCAUAGCAUGACAAGGCAGAGAAAGCAUCUAAGGAGAGCAUAAAUGUGUGGCAAAGAGCCCAGACAUGUCCCCAAGGGAAUGGUAGAGUAGGAGCUCUCCAGAGACAAGAGGCAGUGCCAUGGCCACAGACCUUGCCCUUCCGGGGCUAUGCUGCCCUCCAAUACAGUG